Molecule: messenger RNA, 4943 nt
Organism: Elgaria multicarinata webbii
Lineage: Eukaryota; Metazoa; Chordata; Lepidosauria; Squamata; Anguidae
Gene: SHISA5
Product: shisa family member 5
Exons: 6
Coding region: 110-835 (241 amino acids)
Biological process (GO): positive regulation of canonical NF-kappaB signal transduction
Cellular component (GO): endoplasmic reticulum
Source: RefSeq, a predicted model, not a curated record
UUUUCGUUUAGUGGCAACUGGAGCCGCCCAGUCCUGAGAUACAGAGAGACUCGUCUUGGCUGACGGAACCGCGGCGGUUUCCUUUUUGCCCGAGGGGAAGAAGACGGCGAUGGCCUUCACGCGAAGCUCCCUCCUGAGCCUCGCCGCCUUUCUUUGGCUCUUUUUGCUACUGCGGGGCGGUUUCUGUGAGGACUGCAAAAUAUUCAAAGAUUCGGAUGAAUAUUUAUAUUUGGGAAAACCUUGUCCAAAGGUCUGCUGUGGGUCCUGCAGUAGCCAGUAUUGUUGCUCCAACUCAUUAAUAAGCGUUAACGAAAAUUAUGAACAUAUAUGUAUUUUGCAAGCAGUAGAAAGCACAUAUCCAUCUACCCUGGGAGAACCAAUGAAGUUCAAAUCAGACUUCGAUGACUGGCCUUCUCCUGGACCCAGUGGGUCUAUUAUAGCAAUUGGAGUAUCUAUUUUCAUCCUGUUUAUAGUGACCAUCAUUGUCUGCUUCACCUGCUCAUGUUGUUGUCUGUAUAAAGCCUGCCGGAGGGAACCACGACCUAUUGUGACCACAACUACAGCCACUACUGUGGUACAGGUGCCGUAUCCUCAGCAGCCUGGAGUCCCAGUCAGUUAUCCUGCUGGAGCAUACCAAGGGUAUCAUCCUGUACCUGUGCAGCCACAGCCUGGAAUGCCAGCAGCCCCGUACCCAACACAGUAUCCUCCACCUUACCCUGCACCUCCUGCAGCACCACCAGCUUACCAUGAAACAAUGGCAGCCGGUGCUGGAGCUCCUGCAAUUCAGCCACCUUAUAAUCCAGCAUAUAUGGAUCCCCCAAAGCCUUCAUAUUAAAUGGACUGACUGCUGUGUGUCUAUGCAGAAACCUCUUCAAACUGAACCUGUUUUGAUGUGUACAUUCUUAAAAUAGUUCUAUGAUACAUUGUGGGUGGGGAGUUGCGGGGGAUGGACCUGAACACAAUGAGGUUUUUUUGUUUUUUGUUUUUUGGAAGAAGAAAAAAUCAGGUAGCACAAGAAAAGCGGAUCCUACGUGGAUUUGUUUUCUUAUAUCUCAAGCAAAUAAAAUGAUUGAAAGUUCUAAAAAAGAAAAAAGAUGUAAAGGCAAGAAAUAUGUAGAGUGGAAAUCAUUGAUACUUUAUACAACAUUGUGAGGUGUAGGAGAAGCGAGAGGCUGUGAUGAGACAUACAAUAAGCAUCUCCUGCCGUAACUUAGCCAGUAAUUAUAAGUGUUUAGAAACCAAGAGGUAUACUUCAAUAAAACUGUCAGAAAGUGAGGUGUGUCUUAAGGGAAAUAAUCUUAGAAUGCUGUUCGGUCUUUAGCAAGAAAUAGUGUAAGUUAUCUCUGUAUCUGUCCAUUGUGAGCAGCCACAUCGUUAUUCGCUUCACUGUAAUCUUUUCCAAUUUUAAUUUCCGUCAUGGGCAUACACAGUGUACCAAAGGCAGAGCACUUCAGCUGCCACUGCAUGAGAGCUGUUCAAUGAGAUCAUUAAUAACCCAAACAACAGAGGCCGGCAACAAACUGUUACAGUGUAUUGAAUACUUUUAGUAGAAGAGUGAGAUAUAAGUCAUGGUCGUCAUUAUAUUCUCAUGUCCAAAUUAGGGGUAUUCCUGUUCAAGGUGCCAGCCAGCUAGCCAUGUCCUCUUCCAGGACGGUAUAAGAUUUAAGGAACUCAAGCAAGCAGUUCACUGCUCCAAACCAAAGUUAACAUUCCAUGAGUACUGAGUAUGCUCAGUGGGGGUUUUGUAGGCUUGCUCCCUUAAGGACUUUUCUUUUAAGGUUUUAUCGUUUUACUUCUGCAAACUUUGGGAUUCUGUUAAACGUAAUGAUAUCUCCCUCUUGUUUCUCACCAGCUCUGAUUUGUCUACAAUCUUGUCAGCACUCACCAUCCGAGUUUGCUGUUAUAAGGAGUUAUUUGAUCUUGCAAUGACAAUGCUGUACAAUGUCUGGCUUUUUUCUGCCAUUUGAGAAUAAUCCAUUUUUAUUUUUAUUUUUUGUCUGAAAAGUAUUUGCUCAAUCCUUUCUUUCCUAUUGGCUUGGAUCUUGGAGCAAGUAAGCACAACAGAUAGUUGGAAUAUUGUCCUUGAAUAUAUAUUUAAAAUCCACUUACUGUUCUGUAAUUUAAUACUAAGUGGAAAAAGUUGAAGUGGAAGAGGUCCCCCCCCCCAUUUAAGUGUUCCAAUACAAAAACUUAAAAAUAAUCUCUCUGUGUUAAAUGAGCAUUAUAUUCUUGUAUUCAAAACCAUAAUUUGGAAUUUUGGCUGAUUGAAAAAUAGAAGAAUAAAACUUGCCUCAUGCAAUUAAGGAAAUUGAUUACAGUGCUUGUGGGAGAACAUUUUAUUCAUAUAUACAGUUUAGUGACCACUGUUACAGAAUUGGUUACAGAAGCGCUUUUAGCACUGUAAACUGUAUAUGCCCCCCCCCCAAAUAUUCCUUGAUGUAUAAAUUGGGACUUCAAAAGCAAACUGGAAACUGUACAUGCAUUGGAAAUUAUUGCUGUCUGGUGAAACACUUUGAAAACAUCUGGUUUAAAAUGGUUGAGAUGUACCAUUCUGUUACCUCUCUGUGUGCUGCAUCAUCUUAAUUUUAAACAGUUUUAACAGUGCAGUCCUAUAUAUGACUUCUCAGAAGUAAGUCAUAUUGAGUUCAUUGGGGCUUACUCCCAGGUAAGUGUGUGUAAGACAUUGUAUCUUAAAAAGAGUAAUAGCAGUUCAUUUUCAACUCUUGACAUCACACGUUAUAGAUGUCCAUGUCUGACUGUGUUUGUCCUUUUAUACGUCUCAAUAUUAUUUCACAAAAAUCUUAGCCAUCAUCUGUAUUUAAAAUACAGCAUUUAGGGAAUAUCAUUACCUGAGGAAAUCUAGUGUUGUCCUCUUCAUUUCUAAUAUUAAUACGCACAGUCUCCUAAAUUGUAUUUAGGAUGCACAAAGUAAGGCAGGAAAAGUAUGCUGAACAAAAACCUUACACUAAAACACAUUAUUUCAGGAAUAUAUUAGGUGUGAACAAAAAAAGAGAGAUUGAACUAAAGAAUAAUAGGUAUCCGUCAUAUGUGGCACAAAUAAUUACGUCAUAGUGCUAGUCCAACGUGAGGAUUUAUUUCAUUUAUUAAAUUCCUAUACCUCCCCAUAGCUGAUGUUCUCUGGGCGGUUCACAAAAAUUAAAAGCCAUUAGAAUACAUUACACAAGUACAAAAAAAAGCAUUUGCAUAAAAACAUAGACAACACACAGAGAGACAACAUAUAUCUAAAAAAAUGAUAUUUUAAACAAUCAGCCUAAGACAGUCCAAGAUGUAAUUAAAAUUCAUUAUAUGCUGCCAAACACCUGGGAGAAGAGGGCAGUUUUUACCGGGCAUCAAAAAGAUGGUAGUUUUGCCUCCAGGCAGGCCUCAUCUGGGAGAUCAUUCCAUAAUUGGGAGGCACCACCGAGAAAGCCCUCUCUAUUGUUGCCGCCCUCUGAGCCUCCCCUGGACAAGGCACCUGGAGAAGAACCUUGGGUGCUGAGCAUAGUGUACAGGUUGGUUCAUGCCAGGAGAGGCACUUCAUCAGGUAUUGUGGUCCUGAGCCAUAUACAAAGGGUUUACAAAUUCAGUACUGUAGUUCGAGUACCAGGAACAUCACAAACCACUAUCAGGUUUUUUUUUAUAUGAAAGAAAACCAUGCAAAGAAGGCAACUGGUCUAUUUUUGGACCUGUACUUUUUCAUAGCAGAUUGUUUCUAUGUAGUUACAAGAUUGUAGGGUUUUUUAUAUAUAUAUAUGAGUAAGCAAUUCUUUCAGAAAAGUUACUGUAACCUUCGUGCCUUCUUAAGAGUUGUUAUUUCUCUUGCAUUUUCCAACUCACGAAGUUACUUGUAUAAUGGAUAAGGCUGCAAUCCACACUUACCUGAGAACUUAGUGGAGAUUACUUCUAAGUAGAUGUGUUUAGGAUUGUACUGUAAUGCUUUUCAUGUAGGCAUAGACCUCUCUGUCUUCAUAAAGAUGCUGUACUACAUCUUAAUUUAUGAUACACAUUUUACUAAUGUUUCUGAUCAUUAUUAGUAUGAAAUACAUUUCCCUCACACUCAGUUUUAUUAUGAAUGGGAAAACAACCCAUGACAGAUGUGAUAUUUCUUUUGGACAUAGAAAAGGGUUGGUUUGUUGGUAGAUUUCCAUGUGUUAUUUCAAGCUUGUCUUUUUUUCUCUUAAUGUAUAGGUAGAAAUCAAACUGCUAGGAAAGUUUCCCCCUGCCUUCUUCAUGAAAGGCAUAUUUCAGCCAGUCUUGGAUUGUGCCAACGCCCUGUGCAUAUUUCCAUAUAAAGUUACUGCUUCUCAUCUACUUUCAGCAUUAUGCCAUGGCUCUCAGACUAUAGUUGGUAUCUUUAAAGCUUGUCUGCUUACUUUAUCCCCAGUACUAGGCAGAGGGGUUUUAUUAUUUAUGAUUGCGCCUAUUAAGAGUAUACAUCAUAAGUAAUUCCAAAUUUCAUUGUGACCCAUGAAACCCCAGUUCAUAUAGUCAUAUGAUUUUAUGUUGACAUGACAUUAAUAUACAAUAAGAACAUAAUUUGUCUGACAGUAUUUGCUUAUGUAUAGAAAGUAUUUCUUUGUUGGUAAGCCUGCUGUAACACUCAAGUACUGUUGAAAUAAAUAGCACUUGUGUGUUAGGAUAUAGAGGAAGGAUUCUAGCCAAUGAGAGAUUUUUAAUGUGUGUGGUAUAUAUGUCAAUUUCAUUACUACUUUUUUUUACUGAAGAAGAAAGGAAAUAGAAUGUAAGCUUUAAAUUGUAAAUUUUCUGUAUUUACUUUUGUAUUGUGAACUUUGAAAGUGCCUUUUUCAGACUUUUCUAACUGCAUUCAUAUAGUCAGUGUGCUAUAUCAAUGUACCAUGCAAUUUUUGUUGAUAUUCUGUGUUUGGUUUUUAAUCCUGCUUUGUAUGUUGUUGUUCAUAGUAAACAAGACACAUUCAAAAGUA